Messenger RNA from Carica papaya (papaya), 735 nucleotides. RefSeq lists its product as uncharacterized. NCBI's taxonomy places the organism in Eukaryota, Viridiplantae, Streptophyta, Magnoliopsida, Brassicales, Caricaceae. The record is from RefSeq and is a predicted model, not a curated record.
GCAAGUUCUUGCUACAAAGAGUAGGAUCCUUUUGCCCUGUUAUCUGACAUGGAGAACCCAACAACGGACUCCGCGUCGAUCUCCUUGGGUAAUUCUACAGAAGAGAACAGAUCUGGAAGCGACACGGAGUCGAAUCUCGAUGACGAUGUCCCGCAAUACUACCAGCCAAUCUCGGCCGUCGAUGGUGACGAGGAAAAUCCCGAUCACCAAGUCAACUCAGACGAAGAACAUUAUGGAUUUCAGGUGUCCGAUAGGCGCGGCCUCUCGAACGGUUACUGUGCGCAUGGCGAAGCAGAGGAUGGGAUCUCUUCACUGCGGCUACAAGAAGACGUAGAGCAGAAGAGCGAUAGCGAAGACGAGGAUGACGAGAGGAUGAGACACGCGUCUGAUUGGGCGAUAUUGAGGGCGUUUAGGACGCACGAGACACGAAGAAACGCGCCGUUGACAGCAGAGAACGUGGCGAGGAUUAUGGAGACAAUGCGUGGAGUAUCGUUCGGUGGAUUGGCUCCUGAUUGGGCCACUCAGGUCCCCGAGGAUCGCUGGAUUGAUCAGCUCAGGAGAUUGAGGCCGCCUUCAGCCACCCCCUCUAGUACCCUUCAAAACUAGGGAAAGAAUUAUCUUUUUGUUCUUCUACCUUCAUGUUCGUGUGGCUUAAACUCUCAUUUACUUUUAUCUUAUUCUUAUAAUUAGUAGAUUAAUUUUUACCUAACAAUAUACAGAACUACAUUUGAGCUA